AGUCCAGUGUGGGCUAACUUUCUGGUGGUCUCAGUCCGCCUGACUUCUCCUCAAUGUGCUCAAAGCCUUAAGAGUGCCCAGGGACUCCGGUUUGAACCGGCUUGUGUUACCUUUUGUAAUCUUGUGCGGUCUCUGUCUGUCUUUUCCACCAUGUGGAUGAGGUGACGAGGGCUGAACCGGUUCAGACGUGGAAGGGAGUCCGGUUUCAGCUGGCUGCGUUGCCAUAGUAACGAGCUCUCUAUAAAUACCCUGGGAGUCCCUCAACGCCUUCCAGUCCUGUUUCAGUCACGGCACAGAGACAUCCACCCUCCAGCAGCAGGACUUCACUGAGAAGGAGCUGCUUUAUUUUUUCACCCCAGCGUUCUGAGAGUCUCAUGGACACACUCUUUGUAAAUGCUUUUUAAGAAUCAUCACUCUAGAAAAACGCACACUGGCUACUCUGAAGGCCCUGGCCUCGAGUCUUAUUUGAAGGGAUUCAACUUCACUGGUGAACCGCCUUGGCUUCUCUGCACCUGAGAAAACAACAGCAUAAAUUCCAUCUCUUUCAUAUCCAAUUUACUAGUGACCAAGCAAAAGGACUUCUUGUGACCAUGAACACUGCCACUCCUACUGAGUUUGAAUUCUCGUUCCUGGAGGAGGGAUUUUCUGCCAAGGAUAUUGUUGAACAAAAGAUCAAUGAGUCAUCCAUGACGGACGACAGAGACGCCUUCUAUGUCUGUGACCUAGGAGACGUGCUGAAGAAACAACUGCGCUGGAUGAGAGCGCUGCCGCGCGUCACUCCUUUCUAUGCCGUGAAAUGCAACGACAGCCGGGCUGUAGUCAUGACACUGGCAUCCCUGGGAACUGGCUUUGACUGUGCAAGCAAGAUGGAGAUUCAGAUGGUUCAGUCUCUGGGAGUGGAUCCAAGCAGAAUCAUUUAUGCAAACCCAUGCAAGCAAGUUUCUCAGAUCAAGUAUGCGUCUGCCCAUGGCGUUCAGAUGAUGACCUUUGAUAGCGAGGUGGAACUAAUGAAAGUGGCACGCUGUCAUGACAAUGCCAAGCUGGUCCUGCGCAUUGCCACAGAUGACUCAAAGGCCGUGUGUCGCCUGAGUGUGAAGUUCGGUGCCCCUCUCAAAUCCUGCCGAGGUCUCCUGGAGCGGGCUAAAGAGCUCGGCCUGGAUGUGAUCGGCGUCAGCUUCCAUGUCGGCAGCGGCUGCACUGACCCCGAGACCUACACCCAGGCCAUCGCUGAUGCCCGCUUAGUUUUCGAUAUGGGGGAUGAGCUGGGCUUCAACAUGGACCUGAUGGACAUUGGAGGCGGAUUCCCUGGUUCGGAUGACGCUGAGCUUAAAUUUGAAGAGAUCACAGCCGUGAUCAACCCCGCUCUGGACAAGUACUUCCCCGCCGAUAAUGGCAUUAAGAUCAUUGCUGAGCCGGGCCGCUUUUACGUGGCCUCGGCUUACACACUGGUCGUUAACAUCAUUGCCAAGAAGGUCAUCAUAGAUGACGAGUCUGCAUCAGAUGAGGAGGACGAGGGGACCAAUGACAGGACUCUGAUGUACUACGUCAAUGACGGAGUGUACGGAUCCUUCAACUGCAUUCUCUAUGACCACGCUCACUGCCUGCCAACACUACAUAAGAAGCCAAAGCCGGAUGAGGCCAUGUACCACUGCAGUAUUUGGGGCCCGACAUGCGAUGGCCUGGAUCGCAUCGUUGAGCAGUGCAGCCUGCCUGACAUGCAGGUGGGUGACUGGCUGGUUUUUGAGAACAUGGGCGCUUACACUGUGGCGGCCUCCUCCACCUUCAACGGCUUCCAAAGACCCGACAUUCACUACGUCAUGUCCCGCACUGCCUGGCAACACGUGCAGCAGGUCUGUUCCAAGGGCAUGCCAGCUCCUGCGGAGGGGUCCAGCCUGUUUGAAGUGCCGGCCUGCUGUGGCAGAGAGAGCGGCUUGGAGAUGCCCACAAAGCCCUACCAGGCUCAUGUGGUUUAAAUGAAUACUGUACUUCACAGCAUUGUUCUCAACAUCUCUCAUCCUUUUUGUUAUCCUUUACCGGGGAAGUUUCUAUUUGUUCUUUUUUCUUCUCCUUUAAUAUAAAACGUGACACUUCAAGGCCAGUUACUUGACAGGAGAAUGAGAGCGGCUGGUUGUUGCACAAACUUCUGUGUUCUGUAUGGAAGCUGAGGAUCUCUGCUCGAUGUAACGAGGCUGAAUCACUCUUUUAGUGGCUCUAUGUUCCAGGCAGAGAGUUACAGGGCCACUCUGUACUUGAACAUUUCCCGGCAGUCUCUUUUUGGGAGUCUGUGUGACUGUAAGAGCUUGAGUACUGUAGUUCAUGAAGAUCCUUUUUCUGAACUGUAAACCAUUGCUUUGCAAAGACAUCACACAACUACUUCUCUGAAGGUUCCCCAUCACCAUACGACACACAACACUUGAAACUGUAGCAUUAGUCCAAGUGGUGAAGGGUUACUCAUGCUAAUCAUUUAAUACUAUUCUGAACAAUAGUAGCUAAUUCCAACUGUAAGGGUUGGUUUAUUAUAAAACAGCAAAUCCUUUACAGCCCUGUUUCCUGCAGAAGUAGUUUGUAACUGCAAAGAGGUGGUUGAGGGUUGAUUUGUAUUCCUCAAAAAUGGCUGCUAUGUUUUUUUAUUUAUAUUUUCCAAGAUCUCAGCUUCUAUACAGAACUCCUCAAGUGUUAAUCUUUAAGAUGUUUACACGUAUAUAUUUAUUCUUCAGACAUGUGCAUAGUGUUGCUAUCCAGUUAUUCAUCCUGGAAAUGUGUGUCUGCCAGUUAUUUGCAGAACGGAAGCAAAAUUAGAAAAAGCACAAGUAUGCACGUGAACCUAUCAAAGUGCAUGUGCAGCGAAUGUUUAGUGUACCUCUGUGCUGAUGUGGCUGCAGCCUCUGAGUCAGCUUCAGCACUUGCAUAGAUGCUACUUAUAUCCAGCAUGUGAUUCUAUAUAGGUCUCGGUCACCAGACACCACAGCUGCUGCACUAACAAGAUCUUCAAGAUUAACACUUCCAAACACAGGGACUCAAGAUGCAGACUGCACCUCUCCUCUUCUCCUCCUUAUUGUAUCUUUGUUUUUUUUUUGUUAUUUGUAGAAGGCUGUUCAUGAUAUUAAUAAGAAGCAGUGUUUAACCGUACAUUUGAAAUGGAUACGAAAGAGACGGGAUUGCAAAGUCAUAACGCUUUCCUAUGGAAACUUUUUGAAGUUUUGUAUUUUUUUAAUAAAUAAAACAUGGGUGCAGAGCCAGA
This is a messenger RNA of Notolabrus celidotus (New Zealand spotty), 3241 nucleotides long. RefSeq names its product ornithine decarboxylase 1 (gene odc1). The transcript has 11 exons. The coding region runs from base 591 to 1973 and encodes 460 amino acids. Gene Ontology annotation, cellular component: cytoplasm. NCBI's taxonomy places the organism in Eukaryota, Metazoa, Chordata, Actinopteri, Labriformes, Labridae. Gene Ontology annotation, molecular function: ornithine decarboxylase activity. The record is from RefSeq and is a predicted model, not a curated record.